GGACUUUCUCCUCCUACAGUAGCUGCCAGCACACCAAACUGAACAGUCGUGCUGUAAAGACACUAUGGCAUCCCCGUUAUUCAUGCAACCGGCUUUCUUCUCACUCAUACUGAUUGCCGUACAUAAGUCUGUACCGGUGGAUUGUACAACGAGGCUCCAAGACCAAGAACAACUUUUACAACACCAGCAGAGCAGCUUUAACACAGGAGCAUAUUCGGAUACAUCCGCUGGUACGGGAGGUUUCUACUUGGAGCUGAGCGGAUCAAUGAGAAAAGGCAUUCACAGACACUUUCUGGUUAUUUUGCCAGCAACAACAGACACAAGCUACGUUGUGUCAAUAUUUAAUUUGAGAAGAAAACGGUUCCUCUGUAUGGACUUAAAGGGAGAUCUGUACAACUCUAGGCAAAAGGACAGAGAUUGUCUCUUCCAGUGCAUUUGGUUAGAUUUGGCAAACCACCGUGAAGUGCUCAUGGGACGCCGGCUGCUCAAACUGGAGGGAGCAGAACUGCGAGUUGCUCACCAGGAGCCACCUGAACCUCCAUUAGCCCUGGUGAAGAAGUUCUACUUGGUUAAGAGACAGAGGAGGAGUGAGUAUGUGAACCCCUCUGAUCCUUUAAGAUCAGAGUCACAUCCCUCACAUUCUGCCAAGCCUGACCAGGAUCAGGCCGGCGCUGUAUCUAAAGAGACCAUCACCUUCUGUGACGACCCCCUGCGGGUCUUACAGCCCAACGGGCCUGUCAGUCCUGUCAAGACUAAUAUUGCAGACCGAGCAGAACAAGACUAAGAUACUGAACUUGGGUUUAAUAAGUAAAAAGUCAAGAGGGGCUGCAAGUCUUUGUGUUUGUUCUGAAAACUCACUUUACAUUUAACUGCACAGUGGGAGUAGAUACUUCUUGACACCUUGUCCUGCAUUUGUGGACCUCAGUAUUCGUGAGAGCCAUAGAAUGACUUGUAACGAGCUGCUAGAGUCAAACUGAUCCCAGAGGGUUUGUUAUUUUAUGAGGUCACACAAAAGCAUUAAACAACUUCUGAGAAAAGAGAUAGCAUUUUAUAAAAGCCUUGAAUCAAAUAUUUCACAAUUUGUUUUGAUGGAACUAUUAUGCUUUGUAAUGGCCUCAUAAACAGUGUUACAUAACGGCGGCUCUUCUGUUUGAAUAGCAGGUGAAGGAUAAGUCUGGCAACAUUCGACAUAAUCAUGCAGCAAGUUUGGUCCCGGUCCUGCUGUCCUUUAACCUCUUGUGUCAGUUAAAUUUUAAACCUUGGGCCAGAUGUGGCAAUGUUUGUUUUGCAUUUUUAAAAAUGUGCAAUUUGUAAGUAAUUAUGAGUAUUUAUAGGUUAAUUUGUUGACGCAGUAAUGCUUUAAAAACAGGAGUUUUAAAAGCAAACAAACUGGGGGAAAAAAAAUCACCCGCCAUUUGCAGCAAUAAAGGACAGGAUCAAAUGAUGUCAGGUGCCGGACACCAAUAGUCACAGCAAUGAAAAGGUAUUUAUUUAUUGAAAUAUGUUAAAUGACUUCCUUCCUAGCCUACUGUUUUAUUAUUUAUAUAUUUCAUCUUGUGUUAUUUCUGAUGUGGACAAAUAAACUGUAACUAUUCUGCUGAGUGUCUUGUCGGCUGUACUGUAUACCAUACUAUAUGUGUCCGUGAGGCAGCAGUAUGACACAGCAUGAAGGAAUUGCACCCUUUAGAGACUCUGUCUUUAGUUGUUGCUUCCAUGAUCACAUAUAUAUGUAACUUCCUUUCUAGCAAAUUGUAAUGGGAGGGAAAGAGAGGAACUGGGAAUGAAAGCGGGUCUUGUGUCUUUUCCUCUCCGCUUGUAUUCAUGUUUUCUUUGGGGUCCAUUAAAACAAGUGUAAAUCACCUGUA
Messenger RNA from Micropterus salmoides (largemouth bass), 1865 nucleotides. RefSeq lists its product as uncharacterized. The coding region runs from base 65 to 784 and encodes 239 amino acids. The transcript is spliced from 3 exons. The record is from RefSeq and is a predicted model, not a curated record. Gene Ontology annotation, molecular function: growth factor activity. NCBI's taxonomy places the organism in Eukaryota, Metazoa, Chordata, Actinopteri, Centrarchiformes, Centrarchidae.